UGCAGCCGGCGCAACAGGCGGCGGAGGGGGCGCGAGCGGGCGCGCAGCAGGCCCGGGAUGGACAAGCUGAAGAAGGUGCUGAGCGGGCAGGACACCGAGGACCGCGGCGGCCUGUCCGAGGUUGUUGAGGCAUCUUCGUUAAGCUGGGAUACCAGAAUAAAAGGCUUCAUUGCCUGUUUUGCUAUAGGAAUUCUCUGCUCGCUGCUGGGUACUUUUCUGCUCUGGGUGCCGAGGAAGGGACUAUACCUCUUCGCAGUGUUCUAUACUUUUGGUAACAUCGCAUCAAUUGGGAGCACUGUCUUCCUCAUGGGACCGAUGAAACAGCUGAAGCGAAUGUUUGAGCCGACGCGUUUGAUUGCAACUAUCAUGGUGCUGUUGUGUUUUGCACUUACCCUGUGUUCUGCCUUUUGGUGGCAUAAAAAGGGACUUGCUCUCAUCUUCUGCAUUUUGCAGUCUUUGGCCCUGACGUGGUAUAGCCUUUCCUUCAUACCAUUUGCAAGGGACGCUGUGAAGAAGUGUUUUGCUGUGUGUCUUGCAUAACACCCGGCCAGUGUUGGAAAGCUUUGGAAGGCGCUGUGGACGGAAGCUGGUGGGCAGUUUUGUAAAUACCUUCUAAACCUGGCUUACAGGCGUGUGCCUUGUAUCUUGCAGCAGUGUGUUGCUUGCAGUCCAAACAUUUGAGAGUUCCUUUUGGAGGCAGCCAAAUGUGUGUAGCAUAGUAUGAGAGGUGGGUUCUGUAUCCUUUUUUUUUUUUUUUUUGUGAGGAAGACCAGCCCUGAGCUAACAUCCAUGCCAAUCCUCCUCUUUUUUCUGAGGAAGACUGGCCCUGGGCUAACAUCCGUGCCCAUCUUCCUCCACUUUAUAUGGGACGCCGCCACAGCGUGGCUUGACAAGCGGUGUGUCGGUGCGCGCCCAGGAUCUGAACCAGCGAGCCCUGGGCCACCGCAGCAGAGCACACGCACUUAACCACUUGCACCACUGGGCCGGCCCCGGGUUCUGUAUCUUAUGGAGUGUAAUCUUUGUCACGCACCUGUUUCCUCUUUGAAUGGUGUUCCACUGAAUUUUCAUAAAUAAAAGCCUUCUUAAGCAGCAACAGAUAAGCCUCGGGAGCCCGUGAUUCCCAGGUGGCAGCAGGCAGCCCCACUGGACAUGGCAGGGAUGCGACAGUAAAGGACAGUUUGGGCUCUGCAGGGACUUUGUAGACCUGUCCCUCAGCAUGGAGACCAUCACCCCUGCCCCACACAGCGGGGACAUGCUUCUGCGCUGGUGUCUGGGAACGAGUGAUUCUGCCUCCUCACAGCUGCACAUCGGCCUGUAGAGUGAAGUGGAAAAGGAGCCCUUUUUGGUGACCUGUGUCGUUUUUAAUCUGAACCUGGCUCUCUUGCUGUCCUGGUUCCACACUUGAAUGGGGAACCUUCAGCACACACUCUUUUUCUCGUGGGGUCUUCUUUCCUUUCCCCUCCCCCACUUAUCUCUUCUUCUGACCUCCUGGUACUAGAUGGAGAGGAACAAACCAGCGACAGAAAACACUGCUGUUUCCUUUUGGACAAGAGCUGACGGGAGGUGAAAUAUCUUGCUAUUCUUUGCUGUAUUUUUUUCUUCAUUAUUUAUAAAUGUUUCCUUUUAAACCGAUUUUGUUUUCCAUUCUACUGGAGUGGGGCCAGGGGAGGCGGGGUGGGAAGGCAGAGCCUGGCUGUGGGGCAGCAGGAAGUAGGCACGCCCGUCCUGUGACCUUUACACAUCCCAGCUUUUGCCCUUGGGCCUGUGCUGGAAAGACUGGGGGAGACACAAGGGUCUGCAGGGUGGUCGUAGCUCAUCCUGAGGCCUCAUCGCAGACAGAGUGCUUUUGUGUCCACCAUCUUAUCUGGUGCACCCAAGGCCUUGUGACAAAGCAGGGAUUGUUAUCCAGUGUGCAGUCAAGGAAAUCAAGGCUCCGAGAGGUCACCAGAUCCACCUAUAGCCACGGUCGGUGGCAGAACUGAGCCCAGAGCCUGGGGACCCCGGUUUCAGUCUCCUUCAUGACCCCGGGUUUCCCCGUGUGGCUCAGGGGCUCCUCCUGCAACUGUUGUCCCUGUUUUCAUCAGCCAAGCCCGUGCCUUUUCUGAUCCCAGUCUCUAUGUCGCUGCACUGUCUCCCGCCCCGUCUCCCUUUGGGAUGCUUCCUCCUGGAUCUGUAGGGUCCGUAUUGUUCCCUUGUGUUCCUUUCUAGCUCUCCCGUGCUGCCUUCCUGUCGUUAAUGCCCUGUGUUGACCACCAGAGUUCCUGGCGUUGCAGGACCUCCUGAGUCACCCUGCACGUGGAGUCUGGGUUUGCCUUUCUGCUCCUUACCCGAGUCUGGCUGGUCCCCUAUGGCUCUUGUCUGGGACCUCCAAACCACAGGCAGUGGUCCACCAGUUGUCUCCUUGCUUGUGGCUAACUGCUGAAUUCUUUCUCCUGCUGCAGGUGAGACCUCAGACCGGCCAGGCCUUUCUUCUGAGCAGUGGGGGCAUGAACAGGCCUGAUGGGGCCAGAGUGAGGGGCCAGUCUGAUCAGGUCCUUGCUAGGCUCUUGAGGGCAUCCUGUCUUAUGCUGAGGUCCCUAACCUGCCUUCAGCUAGGGAGGGAAAUUAUAUGCUACCCUCUGGCUUUUGUGGGGUUCUUUCACAUCCGAGGUGCCUCUAGGAGAUAGCUCAGACCUCAGAAGGGCUCUAGGAAGAGGCCUGAAGGGGAGGUCAGGAGUGCUCACGAUUCCUUUUCAGAGCUGAUGUGAGGCUAGCCUGGUCACUGUGGGCUCCAGCCAGCCUGGGUAAUAAACCGAAAAGGCUGACCCCUCUGUGCCCUUAUUAAUGGCUGGACUUGACUUUGUGGGACAUGAGGCUGUCGCCAGGGCUGUGUAGCGUAGUGGUAGUGAACAUGGGCUUUGAAGUCAAACAGAUCUGGGUAUGAGUUGUGGCUCAAUCAAGUACUAGUUCGCGAUGAACAAGCUACUUAACCUCUGGUCCUCAGUUUGCCCCUCUGUUUAAAAAUGAUGGGGAUAACAAUUCCUGCUGGAUUGUUGCAGGAUGCCAGUGAGAUAUGUGUCAAGUGCUUGCCACGGGGCCCAGCACAGGUAAAUGAUAUCUUGGUAAACGGUAGGCAUUAUUAUUUAAUCCCAGAAAUAAUGACCUUUGAAGGUGACAGGAUGAAUGUCUCUGACCAUUCAUUUAUAUAAAAAAUAUUUAUGUAGUACUGUGUGUCCAGCACUGUAGGCGUUGCUAUGCAUUAUCUCAUUUAAUAAUUAGAAUAACGUUGCCAGGUGAGUGGUCUUGUGCCCAUUAUUAUAGAGAACAGCAGCCUCAGAGGGUAAGGGGUCGGUGCCGGAUCUCACCAGUAGAGGGCCUCAGUUCUUGCACAAAAGCUCCUGCUGUGCCCUAAACUCAGGCCUGUGGUCAGUUUGCUCAGACAGCUGUAGUCAGGACACUUGGGCAGCCUUUGGAUGAUCCUGCCUUCCAGGGCCGUCCAGACUCCUAAAUUUUUCCUUCUGCUGCCUUAUCCUUUAGUGGCUUCCCCACUUGUUUUUGUCUGCUGGACUGUGGGAGGAAGAACUCCAUAAAAUCUGCUGAAAGCUGUUACCAAGCAACUGUGCUGCUUAAAGCAGCGUAGUGGGUGAGAGGAGGGGUGGAGAAUUAGGGUUUUAGACCCUGUGGCUGGUGGUGGUCUCUGCUCCCCGGUUCCCCUGCCCUCUGUCCUGCCCUGUUCACUGCUGGGUGAAGGAGAGACCAUUGCAUUUUGGGAGUAAAGUGACUCUUUGGCAGAUGGGAAAUGUGCUCACCUGAGGUCAUGCUUCCAACUGGUCAGAGCACUGGCCUGAAGGCUCUUCCCUGGGCUUAUUGGCCCUGUGAUCCUGUACGGGGAGCAGGACCCUCUCCAGAGCAGGAGAGCCAGCAUCCAGUGCUCCUGGCCCCCUCCCGCUCCUCCCACUCUCAGAGGCUGCUCAUUUGAUAUGGACGGUCAGUUUACUAACUUGCCGCCUCCCGUCUCCUGUCUCACUUUCUAGAGUUUCCCCUUUUGCCGAAUGUGCUCAGGCGGACUCUGGUUUUCCAGCUCCUCUGCAUGGCUGUGCCCCUGGCCACUGGUGCUCAGACCUGGCUGGGGGUUCCUUCUCUCCCUCUCACAGACGGGCCUUCCUGUCUCUGGGAAGGAGGAAACACUGUCCCCAGUUUAGGAUUUUCACUGGGUUGGUUAUGUCAGUGCUUGGGGCUUCUUUGCAUCGCUCUUGUAUGGUGACUUUGUGGAUUAUCUACCUGAGUGCCACCUCCCUUCCACCCUAAUCACUGUAUGCUCAGGGAUCGAGAAAUAAAAUCAUGAAAUGCAUCUAAAUAAAAUUGCUUUUGGAUACUUCCAUUAGAAAAGAUAAUUAAGAAGUGGGUCAUACCUUAGUAGAAAAGGUGUGGGGGAUUCUGGUUUGGCUGCUUCUGCUUUUGACAGCUCCAUGAGAGUGACAGGUGUUGCAACACGAGUGGUGAGACUUGGCGGAAUGAAUUAGGAAACUGAACUGCAGCCCUGUGGCUGUGGAUGCCCUUUCCUGUGGGGCAGCCUACACCAGGCCUGCCUUCUCUUCUCUUUCCUCAGGUAUCUUCUGACGAGGGACAGCUGCAGGAUAACAGACGCUUUAAAAUUCACAGCCUGUCCUUAAACCUCAUUUUCAGCAAAUAAAUCAGUGUUUAAGGUUUAUAAAGCCAUUUUGCUAGGUUAUUGGCAUAGUUCUUUUGAUUUUAAAAUGUUUUUUUAAUAACUUUAAUGUGCAGUAGUUUCUUUGCAAAUGGCGUUUUUUAAAAAGCUAAUAGACCUUCAACUGAAGUUAAAUACAGAUUUAUUUCUGUGUAACUCUUGAUAAGAUAUUAACAAAAGAAUUUAGAUUAAGAAGUUUACAUUGUCUGGAAAUUCUUAUUUAAAAAGUUGGUUGGGAGGUUAACUUAUGUGGCUUUAAAGUACCUUAUAAUUCAUAAUUUUAUGAAAUUCUGAGAUCUUGAGAAUUUUUAGUCAAGAGGAAAGUGCAGUUUCUUUGAUCCCAGUUCUCUCAAGAUAGGGUGGUUAGUUCCACUUUUUGGCUAUUUCCAGUUCUACCCCAAAUGCACAGGUGACAGUCCCAAGUCCCUGGUACACUUAGCUUUGCUGUUGGGAGCACAAGUUUCUGUCACAGGGCCUCGCAGAGUGCGAGGGCAGAGCACUCACUGCAGAGGUGUGAGCGGAGCCCCAGGGGGCUGGCAGGAGCUGCAGAGCCUUUGUUCAUGUAAAUUGAGAGAAUAAAAUGACAUCCUUCCUGGCAGGAGCUGAUAAACUGUUAGUGGGCUUAGAAAUGUACAAAAAAUUUCUAUAGACAUGAGCGUUUCUUGAAACCAGGGAACAGUGAGUUCACUAGACAGGAGAAACAUGGCUAUUUGAAAUGAAAGGUCAUCCAUAGCAUUGUAAUAACGCCGUUAAUAGUAAGUAUAUAUCCACAACAAAGUAAUGUCACUACAGUUAAUAAACAGCACCAAAUAUAAAUAUAUAAUGUGUAUGUAUAUCAUGGACAAAGGUCCCCUGAUAUAAAUGGGCUGCCUAAACUUAACGUCCGUGUGAGGCAUCCUGUAAGAGCAAAUGGAGACUGGUAUUUGGGCAGAGUGUUGCUUUCUGCUGUUGAACUUCCUUACUGCAGGGAGAAGUAAUGAGCCUUCUAAGCACAGAUGAACCUUGUGUCUGUGUAAUCUCCUAAAGGACAUCCAUAGUUUACAUUCGAUCUCGUGGUCUUUCUGCUAUGAGAAGUGUUUAUUUUGCCUUUUUCAGUACGUUUGCUUGACUUAGCCUCUUUGAACAAGGAAAGGAAAAAUAAAAAACUCUCUGAACUCUGAGCUUUUGCUGCUUUUGUAAAUUCUGAUUGUGGAGUUGGGGGUGAGGAGGUUCAAAAGCCCCCAGGGAAUUUAUAUGCCUUCAGAACAUUGUGCCUGUUCUAAUAUGAUGAGCUUUUAAAAACCUUUGUUAAAACAUGAAUCAAUUUUUGUAAUUGUAUAGAUACUCAGCUAAUUUCGAAUGCUGCUGAUUGCAUAACUGAAUUUUUUAUAUCCAGAAAUAUAUUCUUGUGUGCUGCUUUUCCUACCUUGAGACUCUCUUUUAUACAAUAAAGAUUGUUUUCUUUUUACUAACUCAUUUCAAAGAGAAAGAAUUUUGCUGGUAGUUACUUUUUUCCCCAAAACAUCACAAAACAAUUCUUGUUUUUGUUGUUGUUGUUUCCUUCUCGAAUAAAUGAUAGCGUUAUGAUCUUUAAUAAAUCUGGUGUUGUUUCUUAUUCACAUUUAUUUUUCCAGGAGUCACUAAGCCAAAUGAAGAUUGUACGACCAGAAGAAAAGACCAUGUCUUUGAUUUGAGUUCUUAACGUGUAACACGUUGGAAGCACUUAAAGAUGUUUUUUGAGCUUAAUUGAUAUAUAAUCCUCUCUUUCUGAUGACUUAGGGGAUAACAUGGGUCUAAGGACAGUUUUGAAAGUUUUCAAAAGUAUGAAAUCUCAAAUGUUUAUUUUGGAAUAUUCCUGCACACCUAUCUGGUUUAGUCACUUUGCGUAAACUAGGUUGUCAAAAUUAAUAUAAAGUUCAUAAUGUUUCCUUAUUCUUUUAAUGUCUGCAGGGUUUGUAGUUAUGGCCCUUCUUUCACUGCUGAUACUUUAAUUCGUGUCUCACUUCUUUAUCUUGAUCCGUCUAGCAUGAGGUUUAUGAUUUGAUUGAUCUUUUCAAAGACAACCUAGUUAAAAAGAUUUGAACAGACAUUUAACAAAAGAUGCGUGAAUCCAUUUAACAAAAGAAAGUAUGUGACUGGCCAACAAGCACAUCUAAUGCAUACUGUAUUAUCAUUAUAUGAAGUUUAAAAAAACCAGAAAACUCAAUUCUAGACUUAAAGAUGCAUUCUUAGGUGGUAAAAUUAUAAUGAAAAGCAAGGAAGUUAUUUGUGUAAAAAUUAGGAUACUGAUUACUUUGGGAGGGAUGGAGAGGUUAGUGAUUGGGAAGGAACAUGGUAUGGAGAGGGACUCUGGGUGCUGGUUGUGUCCUGUUUCUUGAUAAGUGAUACUUACAAGGUGUUCACUCUGAUAGAUCAUGCACUGUGUGUUUUUUGUGUAUGUGCACCUUUGUGAUGUGUUAGAUUUUACAAUAAAAGAACCAGCUUUGGUUUGAUUGAUUUUCA
This is a messenger RNA of Diceros bicornis minor, 7168 nucleotides long. It is a transcript of the gene SFT2D2, whose product is annotated as SFT2 domain containing 2. The record is from RefSeq and is a predicted model, not a curated record. Gene Ontology annotation, biological process: vesicle-mediated transport. The coding region runs from base 58 to 540 and encodes 160 amino acids. Gene Ontology annotation, cellular component: membrane. The transcript has 8 exons. Lineage: Eukaryota; Metazoa; Chordata; Mammalia; Perissodactyla; Rhinocerotidae.